Messenger RNA from Trichobilharzia szidati, 779 nucleotides. The record is from the annotation of a GenBank genome assembly. NCBI's taxonomy places the organism in Eukaryota, Metazoa, Platyhelminthes, Trematoda, Strigeidida, Schistosomatidae.
CACAGAUCCAGUUUAACUCCAGUAUUAACUGAAGUGCUUAUUUUCUCAUUUCAGAAUACUCGCAGUUAUCCUUUCCAUUGCACUGAUGUUGAGUAGGCGACUGCAAUCUGCUUUUCCAUUCAACGCGAUUCUUGUUGCAAUAAUAAUUAUCCUAUUCAUUUAUGGAAUGGGAUUUUUCUACUAUGUCAGUCAUACGUAUCAUGUGCUUUACUCUCUGCUCAUUACACUGGCUAUCGCGAUCAUAGUACUACUGAUAACAUUCAAUUUGAAAACAAUGCAGUUGGGUGGAUUCAUUUUGUUUUUCACACUAGCAUGUGUAUUUGCCGUAGCGGGAAUCGUUCUGGUGGCUGUCAGAAUUACAGAGCAACUUUUCAGAAUCCUCGGUGGAGUGUGCUUAGCCAUUUCUACAUUCUUCAUUAUGUUUAUCACGGGGUGUGAACUAAAAUUGCAUUUCAAAAGAGAAUCUCCAAGCUCUGCUGUGUUGCUUGAAAUGUUUGUGUAUUUCUUCGAAAUGGUAGCGCUAUUUUUUUCAAUAUACCUAUGUUUCUUGAAUCCCAAAGCUUCCGCCCCUACCACAAACCAAAAGCAGUUGGAGUCUAUGAAACCUCCAUGACUGCGAUUACAACGAUAAAGUGACACUUGAUGCUGAAAAUUCUUCUUUUCUGAAUAAUUCCACAUUCAUUUCAUACAUAAUUUCCACAAGAUUUCUUAGUUAUUGUUUUUUAUAGUUUCCAUUUUCAUUGAUAUCAUGAUACAUGUUCGUCUUAUACUGUAAUAAA